AUGAAGGAUGGGAAAGACAGACCCAAGAGUAAAGAUGGAAACUCUAAAGGAUGUUGGACUUGUGGUGGUCCUCAUUUGGCCAAAUCUUGUCCAAACCGGGAAAAAGUGAAUGCUUUGCUUGCUGGUAAUGUGUAUCAAAGGGAGGAGGAUGAAGAAAUCGUGGCUGCAAUGGCAAACCCAUUGGGAUUGUCCUUCAAUCACAUUAUGGGGAUCAAUAAUGUUGGAGAGAUCUCUAACACUUCGAAUCCUCAUGCUUCCUUAAUUUAUAUAGAAAUGAAAGUGAAAGAACAAUGUGUGAUGGCAAUGGUUGAUACAGGGGCCAUACACACGUUUGUAGAUGUGAAGAUUGCUACAAAAUUGGGGCUGAAGUUGUCUAAAAGCCCUUCCUACGUCAAGACAGUCAAUGCUAAGGCACAAGCCAUUGUGGGCAUGGCUUAUAGUGUGUCUAUGUCGACUGGAAAUUGGGUGGGAAAACAUAAUUUGAUGGUGAUGCCGCUUGGAGACUUUGAAAUUAUACUUGGGAUUGAUUUCCUAAGAAAAUACCAGUUUGUUCCGUUUCCUCACUUAGAUGGAGUGAUGGUAAUGAGUGGAAGUGAUGCUGGUUUUCUGAAGGGUGUUCAUCCGUUUGGAAACAUUAAUAAGGUUGCGAAGAAGAAAGGACAAGGAAAUGUUGUUAUCUGCUGUGUCGAUCGACAAAGGGCUGAAGAAGGGAGAUGA
Molecule: messenger RNA, 717 nt
Organism: Solanum lycopersicum (tomato)
Lineage: Eukaryota; Viridiplantae; Streptophyta; Magnoliopsida; Solanales; Solanaceae
Source: RefSeq, a predicted model, not a curated record